Carya illinoinensis is the source of this 1229-nucleotide messenger RNA. Its product is annotated as auxin-responsive protein IAA32-like. The coding region runs from base 509 to 1093 and encodes 194 amino acids. Gene Ontology annotation, biological process: regulation of DNA-templated transcription. The transcript is spliced from 4 exons. Gene Ontology annotation, cellular component: nucleus. NCBI's taxonomy places the organism in Eukaryota, Viridiplantae, Streptophyta, Magnoliopsida, Fagales, Juglandaceae. Gene Ontology annotation, molecular function: protein binding. The record is from RefSeq and is a predicted model, not a curated record.
CUAACAUUGCUGAUAUUGUCCUUUCACUGCAGACAUGAAGCAUCAUUUACAGAAAUUGAUGGAAUUUUAAGCCAAUCGGUACGGGGUAUCACAUUCAUAGUCGGUCGUUAUCCAGCAUUGGUUACUGCUUACUUGCCCCCGGUCACCCUGGGAGACCAGCCUGAGAAGUCUGAAGCUUUGUAGCAAUGUCGGGUAGCAGAAUCCAAAACUACUUUUAAUGGAUCAAUUUGGCCAUCCCUUGUUCCUCUUAUGUUUUUGCAUGUUGAUAGUAGCAGAAGAAGAUUUGCAUGUUGAUAGUAGCAGAAGAAGAUAAGCCUCAUUCAAUAAUACAUAAUGGAGGACAAUUUCUUGUCUUCAGUAUGCACUUCAUUAGCCCCCACUGGCAGUUGCUUUUCUGCUUCAACGUUCUGUUGGUUUUAGCCCUAACAUUCUAUAAAUAGGCACCUCCAUUGACUGCAAAUCGGCACACCAUAUCAAUCUUGCCUAAGUUGUCCUGUCCAAUAUUCCAAUGGAUUCAAAAACAUCAGGCUUUCCUCUCAACUCUUCAAAUCUUCACUCAGUUCAUUUCCAUGCCAAGGAGGAUAAUGAUAUCAUUGAUCUGGGUCUUAGUCUCAGAACUCUGCAACCUGAAGCUUAUCAUCCCUCCGGACAAUUGUUAAGCCUUGAGGCAUAUGAUGAGCUCAUAGAUUGGCCUCAGGCCAACCUGAACUUGAAAAGCUCAAACACCAUCCACUCAAGAAGUACCCCAGAAGAUUGUGACGAAGAGUCGGAGGGAGUCCAAAGCAAAGAGAGGUGGGCUUAUGUGAAGGUUAACAUGGAUGGUGUUAUUGUCGGCCGGAAAGUGUGCAUUCUUGAUCAUGGUGGCUACUCUAACCUCACACGUCAGCUGGAUGACAUGUUUGGUACAAAGUUGCCAUCCGGGUUAAGGUUGUUCGAGGAUGGAUCAGAAUUCACACUUCUUUAUAAAGACACAGGAGAGAAUUGGAGGGCUGUUGGCGAUGUGCCAUGGAAGGAGUUUGUGGAGUAUGUGAAGCGGCUGAGGAUUGCACGAAAGAAUGCAGUUCUUGUUCCUGGUUCAUCAAAAUUUGCCUAAAUUUUCUUUACCUCCUAGCCCCCCUCCCCCUUCUCCCUCUCAUGUUUUAAGCGUCUCUGACUUAGAAGUAAAGUCAAGGAGGCAACCUUGUAAGAAAACGCCUUUGAAAAUCUAACUUUCAGGUAAGUUGCAUACA